CGGACUGAGACUGUGACACCGGAAAAACAAUGUCCGUUUUACCGACGCAGAAAGAAUCAAGAUUUGAGAAACAGAACGACACAGAUGGAGACAAUCCCGAGUCUGGUCAGCAGAUUUACAAAACUCUUGCAACACCAGCACAUAAAGAAAACCCACACAGCUGUGACCAAUGUGGGAAAGGUUUCAGCCAAACAAGUGACCUAAAACGGCACCAACUCAUCCACAGUGGACAGAAACCAUACACUUGUGACCAAUGUGGGAAAUCUUUCAGUCAUUCAGAAUAUCUCAAAAAACACCAACAAAUCCACAGUGAAGAGAAGCCGUACACUUGUGACCAAUGUGGAAAAUCGUUCCGUCAUUCAGGAUAUGUGAAAAUACACCAACUCAUCCACAGUGAAGAGAAGCCAUACAUUUGUGACCAAUGUGGGAAAGCUUUCCAGCAGCCAGGCAGUCUAAAAAGGCACCAACUCAUUCACGGUAAAGAGAAACCAUAUGGCUGUGAACAAUGUGGGAAAGCUUUCAGCCAGUCAUCCUAUCUAAAAUCACACCAACUCGUCCACAGUAGACAGAAGCCAUAUGUUUGUGACCGAUGUGGGAAAUUUUUCAGUCAAUCAGGAAAUCUGAAAACUCACCAACUCAUCCACAGUGGACAGAAACCAUACACUUGUGACCAAUGUGGGAAAUCCUUCAACCAGUCAGGAAAUCUGAAAACCCACCAGCUCAUCCACAGUGGACAGAAUCUGUACAUUUGUGACCAAUGUGGGAAAGCUUUCAAGCGGCCAUUUAUUCUAAAAAGGCACCAAAUCCUGCACAGUGGAGAUAAACCGUGUAUUUGUGACCAGUGUGGCCAAGCAUUCAAAAAACUGACUUACUUAACAAAACAUAAACUCAUUCACAGUGAAGUUAAACCAUAUGCCUGUGAACAAUGUGGGAAAGCUUUCAGCCAGUCAUCCUAUCUAAAAUCACACCAACUUGUCCACAGUAGACAGAAGCCACAUGUUUGUGACCGAUGUGGGAAAUCUUUCAGUCAUUCAGGAAAUCUGAAAAGCCACCAGCUCAUCCACAGUGGACAGAAGCCAUACACUUGUGACCAAUGUGGGAAAUCCUUCAACCAUUCAGGAAAUCUGAAAACCCACCAGGUCAUCCACAGUGGACAGAAUCUGUACAUUUGUGACCAGUGUGGGAAAGCUUUCAAGCGGCCAUGUAUUCUAAAAAGGCACCAAAUGGUCCACAGUGGAGAUAAACCGUAUAUUUGUGACCAGUGUGGCCAAGCUUUCAAAAACCUGACUUACUUAACAAAACAUAAAGUCAUUCACAGUGAAGUUAAACCAUAUGCCUGUGAACAAUGUGGGAAAACUUUCAGCCAGUCACAUAGUCUCAAAAGGCACCAGCUUACCCACAGUGAAAAAAAACUUUACCUUUGUGACCAGUGUGAUGGAGCUUUCUACACAUUGUCUGACUUAAACGUACACCAACGCAUCCACACUGGAGAGAAACCAUACAUUUGUGAGUAUUGUAGGAAAGGUUUCAGAAGCUCUUCAAAUCUAAAAAGGCACCAACGCAUCCACAGUGGUACUAAACCAUACUCCUGUGAAAAAUGUGGGACUUGUUUCCGUAACUUAAGUUCAUACAAGCAUCACCAACGUUUCCAUAGUGGAGAAGCUAUGUACACUUGUGACCAGUGUGGGAAGAGAUUAUGUUCUUUGUUUUCAUUGAAAUAUCACCAGUGUACCCACACUGGGGAGAAACCACACCAGUGCAGACACUGUGAGAAAACCUUCAUCAGAUUAUCAUCACAGAUGAUUCAUGAGCGUGUCCACACUGGAAAGAAACUGCACAGUUGUGACCAAUGUGAUAAGAGCUUCUGUCUUAAGAGUACGUAUGUGAUGCACAAACGUAUUCAUACGGGUGAGAAACUGUAUUAGUGUCGGCACUGCAAGAAAACUUUGAAUAGAUUAUCCCAUUUCUACAGACAUGAACAAAUCCACACUGGGAUCAAACAGUACUAGUGUGGAAAAUGUAAGAAAAGCUUCUCCGGCUUAAAUCAUUGGAAGAGACAUGAAACAUCUCAGCGGAGGAGAUGCUCCUUGAAGUACCUGUUCAGACUAGAGUGGUAGAACAUUCAGUUUAAUAAUAGAUUCAGUGUUUUCAGCAACACAAUGUAAAUGUCAUUUUACACCCCCGGAAAAAAGUUUGGAGGGUCUAUACUAGGAAUCCCUCUGUCCAGCCGUCCAGCUGUCUCUGUCCUUCUGUGAAUCUUGGAAGUACAACUCCUCCUAAUGCUUUUUGUCCAUUUGAAUCCAACUUCAUACAGUGCCAGCAGACCAACAGUGCUAGCGGCUAUUCUGAAACCCAAGGCAAGACCUCCUACGUGGUAAACUCUGCCCCUUUCUGAUGCACCCUGAUGGUUUUGAUGUUUAUGGGUAAUGUUACAAACAGUGCUGGAAAGAAUUUUAAUUACCCACUGGCCACUGUACAAACCUGGCUUCUCCCCAGCCAUCUCUCUCACAACAGGGCCAGUGAGGCAUCACUAUGAAGCACUGUGAGCGUUUGUUUCAGGUGGAAAAGCAUUAUUAAAAGCAGUCCAUUCACCAUCCCAAACUAGAGUUCUUGGUGAAACUCGUUUGCACUUUACCUUAAUGGUAAAUGAUCACCAGGUGGAGAUAGUGCUCCAUUUCAAGAUCCUUGAGUAUGGGCUGCUGUGUGACACCAGUGAUGGCUAAUCUGUUGCUGGUAUUAGUAGAUAUCUUGAAGAAGUAGUAAGUCCUAUGUAGGUCCUGAGACCUGUUGGUGUUGCUGCUUAUCUUCGAGUUCCAUAGUUUGAAGUGGAUGAAAGUCUACAACUACCCUUGGGCAGGGCGCUAGUCUGACACAGGUUUCUUCACCAGCCAAGGCCAGUACCCAUUUACGGCUGGAUGGACUGAGACAGUGUAGAUAAGUGUUGUGUCUUGUCCAAGGACACAUGUUGCUUGACCAGGAUUUGAACCCCUGUCUGCAUUUGGCAGACUGGCUCUCGGUUCACUAAACUACUUGCGCUACACUUUGAUGUUUUCUAUGUCUUUAAUCACUGCACAUAGCACUAUAACAAACCAGAUGGGCUCUGUUGAACUAUUAAAAUUAAGUUUUGUUCAACAUCUUUCAUGACAAAGCUCCUGAAUCGAAAAAAAUGUAAUUUCAGUGUAGACAAUCAUGGUCAAUACACCAGAAGGAACUCAGAUUCAUACUUUGUUCCCCUGGUAGAAAAUCUUUGGUUUGCAUUCUUUUAGAUACACUACAACUCUGGAGUAAUCUGCUUGGCAACACAAAAGAAUCUAAAACCAAGGGCCAUUAAAACAAACAAACAAACAAAAAUAAAUGUUUAUUUUAUUUAUUUGUAUAUAUAUAUUUAAUGUCUGUAACUUGAGUAAAAAUCUGAGCUGACUUUGUAUGUUGGGCUCAUCCUGACUAAGGUUGCUAUUGUCUUGCUGUUAACCCCUUAA
Molecule: messenger RNA, 3479 nt
Organism: Thalassophryne amazonica
Lineage: Eukaryota; Metazoa; Chordata; Actinopteri; Batrachoidiformes; Batrachoididae
Product: zinc finger protein 99-like
Exons: 2
Coding region: 30-1925 (631 amino acids)
Biological process (GO): regulation of DNA-templated transcription
Molecular function (GO): DNA-binding transcription factor activity, RNA polymerase II-specific; RNA polymerase II cis-regulatory region sequence-specific DNA binding
Source: RefSeq, a predicted model, not a curated record